AAAUCUCAUUUGCCUUCCGAACUCGCUCACAUCUGUCUUUCCUUGUUUGUCCCUCUAAACCGAGUGAGAUAGAGGGGGUCAGUCAAAUACUCUAAACUAAACUUUUUUUUUUGGCAAAUCUUUCUUUUCCCUCCUUUACCUCUGCGCUUCUGCUUCUCAUCCCCACUCCCCAAAACAAAAGAGCUCUCUUUAAAAGAGAAUGAAAAAGUAAAAGAGGAAGAAAAUAGUCAGUUUGGGUGAUGGACGGCGGUGCUUCAUACAACCCACGUACAGUCGAAGAAGUCUUUCGAGAUUUCAAGGGACGUCGUGCCGGCAUGAUUGAAGCCCUUACUACUGAUGUGGAAGAAUUUUACCAGCAGUGCGAUCCAGAAAAAGAGAAUCUUUGCCUUUAUGGAAUUCCCAGUGAGCAGUGGGAGGUGAAUUUACCUGCUGAAGAGGUGCCUCCAGAGCUUCCGGAGCCUGCACUGGGCAUUAACUUUGCCAGAGAUGGGAUGCAAGAAAAGGACUGGUUAUCUUUGGUUGCUGUACACAGUGACGUGUGGUUACUUUCUGUGGCUUUCUAUUUUGGUGCUAGGUUUGGGUUUGAUAAAGCUGAUAGGAAACGCCUUUUUAAUAUGAUAAAUGAUCUUCCAACAAUAUUUGAAGUUGUGACAGGAGCAGCUAAGAAACAGACAAAGGAGAAAUCAUCAGUUUCAAAUCAUAGCAGCAACAAAUCUAAAUCAAACUCUAAGCGAGGUUCUGAAUCUCAGCCCAAAUAUUCAAAGGCAAUGCCAUCAAAGGAUGAGGAUGAUGAUAUUAUGGAAGAGGAAGACGAUGAAGAGCAUGGAGAGACAUUCUGUGGGGCUUGUGGAGAGAAUUAUGCAGCUGAUGAAUUCUGGAUUUGUUGUGAUAUCUGUGAGAAAUGGUUCCAUGGAAAGUGCGUUAAGAUUACACCAGCAAGGGCGGAGCUUAUUAAGCAGUACAAAUGCCCAUCUUGCAGCAACAAGAGAGCACGGCCUUGAUGGUAGCUGGUCGGUGGCUCUUAUGUGAAUUCUGUGGAGUGCUAACCGUCUAGUAGUUAAUGUACUCUAGUUUGUUCUUAGUUAAUGUGCCCUUUAAUCUAGGAUGUCUAUCAUGGCUUUUAUGCGUUAAUCGGGAACUCGCUGUUAAUUUGAUUAUAAAAUAGGAUAUUUAUAAUCUGGUUGAGAAUAAUUUGGUUCCUGCCCUUGGAAAGGGAGACUUGUUUUAUGUUUGAAUCUUCUUGUCUUUUAUUUGCAAGCAUUUUUAUUUCCUUUUGUACCCUAAGCUCAAGAAGUGUAAUGCUUUGUCAUUGUCAUUCUUUUAAAAAGAAAAAAAGAUGGAAAGAAGAAAAAUAGAAAAUGAUCAUAGAACUAUUGUCUAUAUACAUGUAUAUGUAUAUUUUCUAUGUAU
Messenger RNA from Durio zibethinus, 1410 nucleotides. Its product is annotated as PHD finger protein ALFIN-LIKE 4-like. The record is from RefSeq and is a predicted model, not a curated record. Gene Ontology annotation, cellular component: nucleus. Gene Ontology annotation, molecular function: transcription coregulator activity; transcription cis-regulatory region binding; histone binding. Gene Ontology annotation, biological process: regulation of DNA-templated transcription. NCBI's taxonomy places the organism in Eukaryota, Viridiplantae, Streptophyta, Magnoliopsida, Malvales, Malvaceae.